AUGCAUUUGUCGCUGGAUUCCAUGAGCAUGGUGGAUGACAGCUGUCUCUCGCCUGGAAACUUUCACGAGAUGGUGAAGGGUGGAGGAGUGGCAUUGGGAGGGCGUGUCCACAGUAUUGAUGUCAUCCUGGGCUUCAGCAAGGACCACGACCCCCUCCUGAACCCUGGGGGCCCGGGGACCCACAAAUCGGGCAUGGAAAGUCUGGGCGACCUGGGGAAACCAGACCCCACCAACCCCUACGGACACCUCUCCUCCCUCAGGGACCACUCUGAUCAUGCAGCCUUCCAUGACUCCGGCCUGUUUUCCGAAAAGUGCGAGGGGGAGCUGAGCGAGCUGCGGAAGGGCGUGGAGAGCGACGGGAAGUCUCCCGAGCUGCUGGAGGAGGAGGAGCAGCCCAAGAAGAAGCACCGGCGCAACCGCACCACCUUCACCACGUACCAGCUGCACGAGCUGGAGCGCGCCUUCGAGAAGUCACACUACCCCGACGUGUACAGCCGCGAGGAGCUCGCUGCCAAGGUCAACCUGCCCGAGGUCCGCGUCCAGGUGUGGUUCCAGAAUCGCCGUGCCAAGUGGCGUCGGCAGGAGAAGAUGGACGCCAGCACCAUGAAGCUGCAUGACUCACCCAUGCUGUCCUUCAACCGGCCACCCAUGUCCGCCAACAUGGGCCCCACAAGCAACUCCCUGCCUCUGGACCCCUGGCUCACCUCGCCCCUGUCCAGCGCCACCCCAGUGCACAGCAUCCCUGGGUUCAUGGGCCCCCCGCAGGGCAUGCAGCCGGGGUACCCCAGCCACCCCUACCUCAACACCCCCCCAUCCAUGGCGCAGGGCAUGCAACAGAUGGCACCCCCACCCUACCAGUGCUCCACCACCUUCGUGGACAAGUAUCCACUGGAGGACGUGGACCAGCGCAGCUCCAGUAUCGCUGCCCUGCGGAUGAAAGCCAAGGAACACAUUCAGUCCAUGGACAAAACCUGGCUGCCCAUCUGA
This is a messenger RNA of Polyodon spathula (Mississippi paddlefish), 987 nucleotides long. Its product is annotated as retinal homeobox protein Rx1-like. The coding region runs from base 1 to 987 and encodes 328 amino acids. Gene Ontology annotation, biological process: positive regulation of transcription by RNA polymerase II. The transcript has 3 exons. Gene Ontology annotation, molecular function: RNA polymerase II cis-regulatory region sequence-specific DNA binding; DNA-binding transcription factor activity, RNA polymerase II-specific. The record is from RefSeq and is a predicted model, not a curated record. Lineage: Eukaryota; Metazoa; Chordata; Actinopteri; Acipenseriformes; Polyodontidae.